Molecule: messenger RNA, 2956 nt
Organism: Octopus sinensis (East Asian common octopus)
Lineage: Eukaryota; Metazoa; Mollusca; Cephalopoda; Octopoda; Octopodidae
Product: AN1-type zinc finger protein 1-like
Exons: 9
Coding region: 119-928 (269 amino acids)
Cellular component (GO): cytoplasm
Molecular function (GO): zinc ion binding
Source: RefSeq, a predicted model, not a curated record
UCUUCCCUUGUGGUUCGAAACUAUUCGCGCGAAAAAAAAAAAUUGUGUGCGUGUAUGAACGUUUUAAAUCAUUUGCUAUUUAAUUGUCCACGCUGUUACAGGUACAUAUCUUUUAAAAAUGGCUGAACUUCCUCGUCUGGGACAGCAAUGUCAGGUUUCUGAUUGCAAACUUUUAGACUUCCUGCCAUUUGAGUGCUCCUAUUGUUCUAAGGUUUACUGCUUGGAGCACAAAUUUCCCGAUUCUCAUGGCUGCACUAAGUGUAAUCUCAGUGACCUGCCCCCAGCCUCAGAUGAUGUACUGUCUUUGUUUCAUAAGUGCAGCGUUGUGCAGUGCACUGCAGCUGGCACUGAGGUGGUUGUUUGUGACAAAUGCAGAGCUGAUGUUUGUUUAAAACACAGGCAUUCCUGGGACCACAAAUGUCUGGAGGAGGAAGAAAAGGAAGAGGUUUCGAAAACUGCAGAACAUGUUGGUAAGAUUUUAGAAAAAGCAUCCAAGCCAAAACCACAAGGGAAGGCAAAACCAAGUGCUAAAGCAGAGAAAAUGGCUGCAAAGAUAGCACUUAUGAAGUUGAAGAUGAAAGCUGUUGGAGACAAGAAUGUUCUCUCAGAGAAUCGAAUACAUUUGUUAGUAUUCUUACCAAAACAGAGUGGACAGCAGUCAAAAGCUCUUUACUUUUAUAAGGCCCUUAAAGUUGGUAAAGUGAUCGACAAAUUGAGUGACAACUAUAACAUUCUGAAUAAGAAUAAUCGUCCUGAUGGUAAGUGUCUUGCUGUGUUUUGCCAUUCUGAUGGGCAUCGGUUACCAGUUGAGAAAUCUCUUGAAGAGUUGAUAAAAUUAGAAGAAAUUUUCGACGGAUCUUCAGUCAUCUUGGAAUAUACUGACUCUGUUACCUCCUAUCUGGACAACCUUGAAGAUUAUCACAGUUAAACUCUGAUGCACAGCUAAUUUGUUAGGGAUAUGGGUGGUUCUGGUAAAUCCUGUAAUUACAGAAACCCUAAUUUAUGUCCCCUUGAUGGUGUCUGUCUAACUACUAAUGCUAUAUAUAAAUGUAUUGUUAAAGCGGAGGGUAAUUUGGAUAGGUUUUAUACAGGCAGUACUAUAAAUUUUAAGGAUAGGUAUAGGGCCCACAUGAAUUUGUUUUUGAACAAAAAAUAUUGUAACUCCACUAUACUUGCCUCUUAUAUACAUGGUUUAAAGAGGAAUAAAAAAGUUAUUCUCUUGAAUGGUCUGUUGUAUCAAGGGCCCCUUAUUUCAGAGUUAAUAUUAACAAGUCUAAGUUGUGUGUAAGGAAAUCUGUUGCCAUCCUUAAAUCCUGUGAGGAGAUAGUUACCUCCUGUUGCAUUACUGCAUAUCCAGAGAGCACCACACGUGAGUGUGUAUAUUAUAUAUUUUCUUGAACAAACACCAAUUACAUUCCAUUUUCACAAUUUGAAAGAGACCUUAUGACAAUACAGAAGAGAUUCUUUACCAUACACAGGUGCAAUGAAGAAAAGAAUAUGCAAUUUGAUGUGGUCUCAGAAGUUUUAUUUGCUCUGGUAUUUCUUCCAAAUCCCUCUGGGUGGCCUGGAUUAUUAGCUCCAGACCUUGGCCCUACCAGUUCUGCUGGUGUAACCUGGUGGCCUGAGGAUAGUGGCUCUAUCCUCAGGUUCAGCAGUAUGGCUGCCACCAACCACACCGUAUUGAUUUCUGGUGGAACCUUCUCUAUCCUUAUUUUCGAUGUUCGCCUUCCAAGGUAAGUCGGCAGUAACACCAGAUCUGCUGGCUUUAAGGGAGAUGUAGAGUGCUCCUUUGCCUUCUCUUCGGACACGAAUCUCACCUCAACUGAGCCAAAGCGUCGUCUUCUAUUCAUGUAUUUUAUGUCAUGCCAAAUUGGUAGUAGGCACUUUUCGAUGGCAUCCUUAGAUGCCAUCUCUAUCCUCUUUGUUGCCAGGGACAGUGUUCUGUAAACUAUUGUUUUGCAUUUUGUAUUGUAUAUCACUUCUUUUUGUGGAGUCAGCUUCAUGUUCGCUCCUUCCUUCUGCAAUAAGCUUUUAUAUUUUUCAAGCUUGCCUGGGUCGACCUGCACUGUUUCGCUAGUGACGCUGGCCAUGGACGCAUAGUUCAUUUUUCCAUUGCUGUUCUGUGUUUCAAUUCAGAGGUCGGUUUUGUCAUUCUCUGGUAUGUUUUCUUCUUCCUUUGUUUGGCAAAAUGGGAGGAAGGGUAACAUUUGUUUGUACAAUUCCUCCAAGGAGCAGCCUGGAAUUACACAUUGGCAGGUGUCAACUUCCAUGUUGUAUUGAGUGUUUAACCCUUUAGUGUUCAGAUUACUCUGUUAAAUGUAAUACUUUUUCACUCAAAUUGUUUUGAAUUAAUCAUGCAUUAUCUCAUAGCUUUGAGGUUUCAGUGAUGUGAAUGUUUAUUUUUAGCAUGACAUUGUAGGUUAGGUGUGAGAGGCUAGAUAUCGACAGUUUGAAUAUAAAGCUUUUAGAAUAUUUGGGCUGGAUAUGACCGGUUUAAACACUAAAGGGUUAACAAGAUUUUCUAUGAAGGAAUACAAUUUGCCCCUAAGUAGGAGGAAUUCACACAAAAAACACACCUGCUAAAGCAGGCAAUGUGUCCAAAAGACAAAGAAAACAGUAAAAGUUGUAGAACAGUUCAAAAAAACAAUGGCAAUCCCAAAAGGGAAAACCAACAAUUAAAUGAAAGUACUAAAAAGAACUGAAAGAGAAUGUUUUUCCCUAAGUUGGUUCACCAUCAAUUCUGAAACUGCCGGUUGUCCAGAUCUUUUUUUCCGACACAAACAGCCUCCCUCUUGAAACUUCUUAAGCCACAUCCAAAUCUGCUUUCCUGUUGACGCUUGAUAAUGAAACCUAACAAAUACACGUUGCAUAUUCAAAUUUGACUGAGUUUGGUCAUACUUCAAUCCACAAAAUGCCUUUUCUGUUGCAGUAAAUGGCAUGUCUAGUUCUGAAAAGA